This is a messenger RNA of Eurypyga helias (sunbittern), 1428 nucleotides long. RefSeq names its product tRNA methyltransferase 2 homolog B (S. cerevisiae) (gene TRMT2B). The transcript is spliced from 12 exons. Gene Ontology annotation, molecular function: tRNA (uracil(54)-C5)-methyltransferase activity, S-adenosyl methionine-dependent. The record is from RefSeq and is a predicted model, not a curated record. The coding region runs from base 1 to 1428 and encodes 475 amino acids. Gene Ontology annotation, biological process: RNA processing. Lineage: Eukaryota; Metazoa; Chordata; Aves; Eurypygiformes; Eurypygidae.
AUGGCUCUGUGCUGCGCGUGGAGGCCACUGCCUCGGCACCUUCGCCCUUUGAGAGCUCUCCUGGGAGCCCUGGCCCCUCGGGACUGCAGCCUGCUGACAGAGAAGAGGGCAGCGAGGUGGAAGGUGGCAGCAAACAGGGAGUGCUGUGGCCUGCCAGGUUCCUCGUGGGAGGAGAGGUUGGCAAACGCGGUGACUCCACUGUGGAGACUCCCCUAUCAAGAGCAGCUGCAGGUGAAGUAUGAAAGCCAGAGGAAGAUUUUUCAAACGCUGACCUCUCGUCUUGAGGAGCUGAGCACAGAUGUGCAGAAAUCUGGUGGACUCUGCUGUCCUCUCCGGCCUGUAGUCGCUUCGCCUGUCAUUAAUGGCUACCGAAACAAAUCUACUUUCUCUGUGAACCGAGGGCCAGAUGGGAACCCCAAAACCGUGGGGUUGUAUGUGGGAACUGGCAGAGAAAGAAAUAUUGUCUGUGUGAAAGCCAGCCACAUGGAGAACAUACCGCCAAAACACAAACAAGUGGCCCAGUGCUAUGAGGAGUUCAUACGUCGCUCCUCCCUGGACCCCUGCAUCCUCUUCCACGAAGGUGGGCACUGGCGGGAGCUGGUGGUACGCACCACCAGCCGUGGCCACACCAUGGCUAUCGUCACCUUCCACCCCCAGCAGCUGAGCCAGGAGGCACUGGCUACUCAGAAAGCAUUGCUUAAGGAAUUCUUCACCUGUGGGCCUGGAUCAGUCUGUGCCUUGACUUCACUUUAUUUCCAAGAGAGCACCAUGACACGCUGCUCCCACGAGCAGUCCCCCUUCCAGCUCCUUCACGGAGAACCGCACAUCUUUGAAGAAGUGCUCGGCCUGAAGUUUCGCAUCUCUCCGGAUGCCUUUUUCCAAGUAAACACGUGUGGAGCAGAAGUUCUGUACCAGGCAGUCGGGGAGCUGAGUCAGGCUGGUGAGGACACCGUUCUCCUCGACGUCUGCUGUGGAACGGGUACAAUUGGUCUCUCUCUGGCACACCAAGUGUCCAGGAUUAUUGGUAUAGAGGUGGUGGAGAAGGCAGUAGAGGAUGCCAGGUGGAAUGCAGCGUUCAAUGGAAUUUCAAACUGUGAGUUUCACAGUGGAAAGGCAGAGGCCGUGUUACCACAACUCCUGUCAUCGUGGGAGGAUGCUCGGCCCCUUGUUGCUGUGGUGAACCCGUCUCGAGCUGGGCUCCAUUACAAGGUUGUGCAAGCCAUCCGAAACUGCAAGUCCAUCCGAAGGCUGCUCUACAUCUCCUGCAAGCCAGAGGGUGAAGCCAUGAGGAACUUUCUUGAGCUCUGCUGCCCAGCUGACCCAGGGAAGAAGUUGGCAGGAGAACCGUUCACCCCCAUGUUGGCUAUACCUUUUGACAUGUUUCCUCAUACCGCCCAUUGUGAGCUGGUGCUGCUGUUCACCCGCUGA